Messenger RNA from Zerene cesonia (dogface butterfly), 1937 nucleotides. RefSeq lists its product as uncharacterized. The record is from RefSeq and is a predicted model, not a curated record. The coding region runs from base 339 to 1256 and encodes 305 amino acids. The transcript has 5 exons. Lineage: Eukaryota; Metazoa; Arthropoda; Insecta; Lepidoptera; Pieridae.
CCCCUCCCGCGCGCGCCGCCCGCCCCCGACCCUCACUCGACGAAUCUCUCGUCGACGCCGGCAAACUCGAACGACCUCUUUUUGCUAACUAACGUCUCACCCGCGAUCGUUUCCCGCCGCGAAACUGCGUUCGAACUCGAUAUCAAUUGCAGCCAACGGACAUUCAUUUGUUUAAACUUUUAAAAAGUUAUGAACCGGAGCGGAGUUUAUAUAAUGUAGCGCUGCUGUAAAAACUUUUGCAAAUAGAUAAGACGCUCGAAAGUGCGAUGCGGGUAAACGCGUGCGGAUGCGGGCGAGCAUGGCCGGGAGCGUUACCUGCUGCGUAGGCGCGGGUCAGAAUGGAUUGUUGCAAUUACGGGGAGUACCGCGGGCAGGCGCAGUACGGCGCGGGCGCAGGUUGGGACUAUCGCCAUGGGUACCCGCCUACGCCGUACGUGCCCUAUCCGCACACGUACUAUCCACACGCGCACGAUUACGCGCGCUACUAUCGAUAUGACUACCCGCCGCAACCUAUGCACCAUGCUGAUCAUGUUAUGCCUACGGAUUACGGUGCAUAUGCGCUGAAAGACGCACGUGCGCGGCGAGCGCUCACGCGGAGGGAACAACGCGCUCACCCCACUUUGCAGCAUUUUCCUGUCUCACAUACGCCACCGCUAGAAUGUGGGAUGAAUAGUCGCGGACACGCUUACUGCGAGCCGCAAAUGUGGUCACACUAUCAGAUGGGUGUUCUAGCAGGGAACGGUUGGAACGGCACCAACGGUGGCAUGUGGUCUUCUCGGGUCCCCAAUAAUAUGUGUUCACGAGAACCUAUGCGUUAUGGACCGGACUGCCGACUAAUGAAGAACUCUCAGAAUCAUAAUGCGGCACAUGACGGACGCUCGACUCCAUACCCCGUGUACGAUCAGUCGACGUACGAAAAAGGCUGCAAGAGUGGUAUUGGAAAUAAGUUCCCGAUACAGGGCACACCGUCGGCAGAUUUCACGCAGCCGGUCCGCGAGAGCCCUUCCGCUAAGCCCCGCUCUCCCCCUGCAGAGACGCGGCCGCCCGUGGUGCCAUUGCCGGCCUUCCAGCAAGCGUUCGGCUCCACCGAAAUAGGAAAAUUUGCAGAAGCUUUCAGCCGCACUGAAAUUACACACGAACCAGACGAAUCGUGUGAUAAUUUCGUCUAUGAACCAUUUAAUGAAUGGGACGGGUCGCCCGAGCCGCAAUGGGCUCCACCCGCAACUAGAGAAAUUAAAUGCGAAGACAAUUUUUAACGAAAAUGAUGUUUUCGCUCUAGGUAAUUUUUGGGUGAUGUCACCCUUAGGAAAAUGAACAACUUUUGGUUCGAGCACCACGUUGCCAAAGCGAAAAUUGACGUCAUUGAUAUAUUAUAUUCGAUGUCGUCGAAAUAGUUAUGUGAUAAAAUAUAGUUAAAUGUGUACGAGAAAGAAUAUAAUAGCGAUGUGACAUUUAAUUUAAUUUAUAUACUGACUUAGGAUGAGGAUAGAUUAUAUUACAUAAUGAAUAUUAUUAUAAAUUAUUUCAUUUAAUUGAUUUUAAAAGAACUACAUCGUUGGUAUGGAGGUUGGAUUUGGGAUAUUUCUUAUCAUUUAGAUAUUGCAAAUUAUAAUGCAAAAUGUAGUAGGAAUGAGAAUCAUAAAUCAAUGUGCCUUUAUUCGGCGAAUUGAGCCGCUGGUCGCGCGGCGUCCCCCGCCCCGUUCCAUCGUUACAGAUAUCAUAAAUUUAUUAUUUACAAUAGUAAUUAUAGGGACCAAAGUUUAGAAAAAUAUACAUGACCUGUCGCGUGAGACAUCUGUACGCAAUAAGCUCAACGAAUAGCAAAUUUUAAACAAUCAGGAAAUUUUACAAAAUUUAUAGAGAUUAAUAAUAUUGUCGCUAGAUAAUGUAAUGCAUAAUACUUAAUAUAAUAAUAUUAAUCAAAAAUAUUUAAGAUA